Molecule: messenger RNA, 573 nt
Organism: Phycomyces blakesleeanus NRRL 1555(-)
Lineage: Eukaryota; Fungi; Mucoromycota; Mucoromycetes; Mucorales; Phycomycetaceae
Exons: 3
Coding region: 1-573 (190 amino acids)
Cellular component (GO): nucleus
Molecular function (GO): RNA binding
Source: RefSeq, a predicted model, not a curated record
AUGCUGGCUCAAAAGGGUAUUCCAUUGACUGAGGAAGAACGACCCAACCAAUUCGAAAGACCAAAAGAAAAAGCCGAUGCCGAAUUCGUUAAAGAUAUUCCUAUCAAUGAUCUCAAGAACAGGUACAUGUUGACGCGUGGGGCAACGCAGACUCAAAUCCAACGCGAAACAAAUGCAGAUGUGACAACACGUGGAAAAUAUUAUCCUGAAAACAUCCUUCCUACUGAUAAGGAACCUCCGCUCUACCUCCACGUUACUGCGUCAACCCAGGAAUCACUCGAUAAAGCACUAGCCCAGAUCGACAACCUGAUCAAGACUGCCACUGUUCCUCUUCCUGGUACAGGAUACCCACCUCGUGAACGCAAGUUCUUGGAACACAAGAUCUACGUUGGUAUUGAGGGCAGCCCACACUUCAACAUUCGAGCCAAAAUAGUCGGUCCUCAGGGUGCCUACGUGAAACACAUUCAGAAUGAGACCGGAAGUCGGGUUCAAUUAAAAGGACGUGGAUCAGGCUUUUAUGAAACAAAUACUGGUGUUGAAGCAGAAGAACCUUUACAUGUUCAUAUUUCGUAA